Molecule: messenger RNA, 1125 nt
Organism: Drosophila innubila
Lineage: Eukaryota; Metazoa; Arthropoda; Insecta; Diptera; Drosophilidae
Gene: AIMP2
Product: probable aminoacyl tRNA synthase complex-interacting multifunctional protein 2
Exons: 5
Coding region: 88-1077 (329 amino acids)
Cellular component (GO): aminoacyl-tRNA synthetase multienzyme complex
Source: RefSeq, a predicted model, not a curated record
GGACCAUUAAAACAAGUUGGCAGCACCGCUACAGCAGCACAUUGUUCGCGUAUUGCAAUUGGAUUUUCUUUAAAAUUAAAACGUGAAAUGUACGAAUUAAAAACUUUGUUGCCGCAAUUCGAUAUUAAACUGCCGACCUGUAUGUACGAAUUAAAGAAUACCAGCCUCUCCGCUGGUGCUGCAGCAGGCCCCGCAGGCAAGUUAAUUCAAUGCAAUGGCGUUACGGAGUGUGCGAGCGAAACGACAAAGUCAGUCACUUGUGCACUUGAUUUGGACAUUUUAGGCCGACAAAUACAACAAUUGCUAAAGCAGGAAGACACAGCAGCGGUAAUGCAGCGCCAGGAAAAAGUGCUGAAGCAGCUGGAAGAGCUUAAAGCUCAAUUGGGCAAAAUACGCUCUAGCUUGGGUGUGCGUGUGUGCGGCAAAACGGUGCAACAUACGACAGCCUAUCAGAAUGGUGGACUCAAAGAGGUGCCACUCCAUGAUGUUGUCGUCAAUGGUCAUCCCAAUUUUAUACCCUAUGCACUGUUGGCAUUGAAGAACGCUUGGCGCGAUCUCUACACCAUCGAUGUGAAGACCUUCACACACUCGACAAUGGCUGACAUUGGACCAGCUGCCAGGGAAUUCGAGGCUAACUUGGCUAAGGUGCCCGUCAAUGCAGCGCUGCCCAAGAUCAAUGUGACGCUCAUAUGGAAGAACUGCGAGCACACGGAAAUGAUCAGCUCACCCACCAUGUAUGUGCCCAUCUACGGCGAGGUUAAUAUUAUUAGGUAUUUGGGUCGUGUCGGACCCACCGAAUAUCGUUAUGAGAACUCACCACUCUGCAAUGAAAUCGAUGCCGUGCUCGACAUUUGCUAUCAACUGCUCCGCUGCAGCACACACAAAAGCCAAGUGGCCAUGGUUCGUCUGCUGGACAAGCGACUGCAGCAGCAGCAGUUCUUUGGCGGUGAUCAAAUGUCCGUUGCGGACAUCGGCGUCUACAGUUCCCUCAUCCGCAUGCCCGCCAUCACAGACAAGGAUCUGACACCAGCGCUGCUCGCUUGGCGCAAACGAGCAAGGCUCGUUACACAAAUCUAAGAUUUCAUCUACUCAAUGCGAAUAAAAUAAAGUGUGAACUAAAGAGAA